AGUAGUAGUAGUAGUAGUAGUAGUAGUAGUAGUAGUAGUAGUAGUAGUAGUAGUAGUAGUAGUAGUAGUAGUAGUAGUAGUAGUAGUAGUAGUAGUAGUAGUAGUAGUAGUAGUAGUAGUAGUAGUAGUAGUAGUAGUAGUAGUAGUAGUAGUAGUAGUAGUAGUAGUAGUAGUAGUAGUAGUAGUAGUAGUAGUAGUAGUAGUAGUAGUAGUAGUAGUAGUAGUAGUAGUAGUAGUAGUAGUAGUAGUAGUAGUAGUAGUAGUAGUAGUAGUAGUAGUAGUAGUAGUAGUAGUAGUAGUAGUAGUAGUAGUAGUAGUAGUAGUAGUAGUAGUAGUAGUAGUAGUAGUAGUAGUAGUAGUAGUAGUAGUAGUAGUAGUAGUAGUAGUAGUAGUAGUAGUAGUAGUAGUAGUAGUAGUAGUAGUAGUAGUAGUAGUAGUAGUAGUAGUAGUAGUAGUAGUAGUAGUAGUAGUAGUAGUAGUAGUAGUAGUAGUAGUAGUAGUAGUAGUAGUAGUAGUAGUAGUAGUAGUAGUAGUAGUAGUAGUAGUAGUAGUAGUAGUAGUAGUAGUAGUAGUAGUAGUAGUAGUAGUAGUAGUAGUAGUAGUAGUAGUAGUAGUAGUAGUAGUAGUAGUAGUAGUAGUAGUAGUAGUAGUAGUAGUAGUAGUAGUAGUAGUAGUAGUAGUAGUAGUAGUAGUAGUAGUAGUAGUAGUAGUAGUAGUAGUAGUAGUAGUAGUAGUAGUAGUAGUAGUAGUAGUAGUAGUAGUAGUAGUAGUAGUAGUAGUAGUAGUAGUAGUAGUAGUAGUAGUAGUAGUAGUAGUAGUAGUAGUAGUAGUAGUAGUAGUAGUAGUAGUAGUAGUAGUAGUAGUAGUAGUAGUAGUAGUAGUAGUAGUAGUAGUAGUAGUAGUAGUAGUAGUAGUAGUAGUAGUAGUAGUAGUAGUAGUAGUAGUAGUAGUAGUAGUAGUAGUAGUAGUAGUAGUAGUAGUAGUAGUAGUAGUAGUAGUAGUAGUAGUAGUAGUAGUAGUAGUAGUAGUAGUAGUAGUAGUAGUAGUAGUAGUAGUAGUAGUAGUAGUAGUAGUAGUAGUAGUAGUAGUAGUAGUAGUAGUAGUAGUAGUAGUAGUAGUAGUAGUAGUAGUAGUAGUAGUAGUAGUAGUAGUAGUAGUAGUAGUAGUAGUAGUAGUAGUAGUAGUAGUAGUAGUAGUAGUAGUAGUAGUAGUAGUAGUAGUAGUAGUAGUAGUAGUAGUAGUAGUAGUAGUAGUAGUAGUAGUAGUAGUAGUAGUAGUAGUAGU
Molecule: messenger RNA, 1284 nt
Organism: Sycon ciliatum
Lineage: Eukaryota; Metazoa; Porifera; Calcarea; Leucosolenida; Sycettidae
Exons: 1
Source: RefSeq, a predicted model, not a curated record